AUGUCCAUUAAAUCAGCUGGAAUCGAAACCAUUGUUGUAGACUCCGUGUCUCUCCUUCAAUCGGUCAUAGACGCGGCGGUCAUUGGGCUUCGGACCGACGUUCCAUCACUUUUCAUGGACCUGGAAGGGAUACAGCUUGGCCGACAUGGUUCAAUCUCAAUCAUGUCCCUCUAUGUGCCCUCCAGGAAGAGUGUAUAUCUCAUCGAUAUAUGCAGACUGGGAAAAGAAGCAUUUUCGACUGUCAAUAGCGACAAAAAAUCUCUCAAAUUCAUACUCGAAUCUCCGGUCAUUUUGAAAGUGCUAUUUGAUGUUCGGCAUGAUUCAGACGCGUUGUACAGUCUCUAUGGAAUCUCCCUUGACGGUAUCAGGGAUGUCCAACUAAUGGAACUCGGGACGAGAAAGGGCCCGAAAGAUUUCUUGGCCGGCCUAGACAAAUGUGUGGAGAAAGACAGUACGAUUUCUGCAACGGAGAAAAAGGCAUGGGGGCUUACCAAAGGCAAUACUCGACGACUCUUCGAUCCUGCUUUCGGCGGGCGAUACGACAUAUUCAACGAGCGACCCAUUCAACCGGCGAUCGCAAAAUACUGCGUUGGAGAUGUUACUUUGUUGCCAGAUCUUUUCAACAUUUAUGGCGCUAAGCUAAAUCGACCUGGAGAGGAAUUUUGGAAGCUUCAUGUAUUGGAAGAAACCAAAGAGCGGAUCAAGCUUUCACGAAGUCCGGAAUUUGACGGAACAUCGAAGUCCAACGCCCGCGGGCCUUGGAAUCGAAAGUCUAUUGAGGAAGCGAUUAAUCGAUGGAAUGACGAUAUUCUGGAUAAUACAUUGCAUUGCGAGGAUGAUGAUUUCUAUGGGCCUGAAGACUACGAUGAUGACCAUGGCUGGGAGGAUGACGGUCCGACCAGCUGCAGGGACAUUAUCAAUGACUGUGACUACGAUUACUACUAUUCUGACUAG
Molecule: messenger RNA, 954 nt
Organism: Penicillium antarcticum
Lineage: Eukaryota; Fungi; Ascomycota; Eurotiomycetes; Eurotiales; Aspergillaceae
Exons: 1
Coding region: 1-954 (317 amino acids)
Biological process (GO): nucleobase-containing compound metabolic process
Molecular function (GO): nucleic acid binding; 3'-5' exonuclease activity
Source: RefSeq, a predicted model, not a curated record